This is a messenger RNA of Struthio camelus australis, 2580 nucleotides long. Lineage: Eukaryota; Metazoa; Chordata; Aves; Struthioniformes; Struthionidae. The record is from RefSeq and is a predicted model, not a curated record.
AUGCUUCUGAGUGAGCAAGAACAAGUCUUGUCCUACAAUGGCGAAGUCCUUAUAUUUCAAUUGUCAAAAGCAAAGCACGUAGAAGGAGAAGCUGGUAAAACAACAAAGUUAUCUAUCAGAAGAAUGGCCUUUGACAGAGACACUAAACUGUUUAUUCCAAAAUCCGCUGGACUAUUCAGCAUGCGUGGCAAUCACUUAGAAAUUGAAAUGAUUUGUUGUAGCUGUACAACAGAUUCCAGAACAGGAACUAUUCUUCCCUGCGUUUUGAUGAAAAAGAAAAAACGGAAAAAUGUUUUCAAAUAUCUCUUGUUGUUGCUUCACAGCUCCAAUCAGUUUGAACAGUCCUUUAAUUUUAAACUGGAUUAUGAGCUGAAAGAAGACAUCAGGUUGCUUCCUGGUCCCUCAGUCUUGUGGAGGCAUGCUAACAAGCUGUUUUACAUCUCUUCCGACGCCUGCACGGUUCUAAGUGCUCCUGUUCAACUUUCUUCCAUUGUGUGGGCAGGUGAAAUUGAAGAGGAAGGUGUUGUUGUCUUAGGGAUAAGAACUGCUUGCUUAUCAGAGAGCGAAGACGAACAAGAGUUUUCCGCUUCAGAUAGAGCUAUCUGGGGUAGUGAGUUCUUUGGAUAUGCAAUUGAAACACAGAAAAUGAUAACUGGCACGUGCUUUAUGCCUCAUGCUUACAGCAGAGUGGUAUCUUCUGUCUGUGUCUGCAAGAAAGAGAUAUUGAAAAAACAGCUCAGAAUAUCAGUUGUUGCCAUCACUCACAAGAAUCAACUUAUUUGGUUCCAAGAUGGUCUCCCUAAAGGUGUCUGUGAGCUUCCAUAUGAGAAACCCUGUUCAGUAAAAACAGCUAUAACUAGUAGCAAUGACUUGCUAUUUAUUGUUUCUUUUGCCUCUGGGAAUAUCUGCACUGUAUGGAGAGACGGUUUCCAGAUUGCUUCCAAAUGGCAAAACGUGAAGUCUGUUCUCAUAGAUGAUUUUGUUGGCUAUGGAACUGAGCAAAUAUUACUGCUUUUUAAGGAUGACUCCGAUACCGAUUUGUUAAGUGCGUUCAGAAUAAUGGAUUUUGGAGAGGUCAACUAUGCAAGUGAUAUUAAUUAUAAAGAUGAUGUUCCUGCUGCAGAAGGAUUGCAAGAGAAUGGUUUGCUUACAGUCCAAGCCCUUGAAACAAGAUUACAGGCUGGUUAUACCUCUAUUCGAGAGCUACAGCACCAUUUAAGGCUUAAAAAGAAGGUUAUUCUUGAAUCUUGCAGAGCAUUAGUAGAUCUUGUUCAAGAAAGAAGCCAUAUUCUACCAGCCGCGAAAAAGGAAGGUCUUGUCGCUCUCUGGGAUGAUACAGAAAAUCCUCUUCCUCUUCUUAACAAAGAAGCGUCACUGACAUCUAAAGUUCCAGAGCACUCCAUAGAGAAAUUGUGGCAACGUGUUGUGGGUGACAACUUGAUAGUUGGAGUAAAACUAACGGAAUCAUUUAACUUGUCGCUGAGUGAUGUCAGUUUAUCCUUAGUAAUGGAUGAAAGGAUUUCUCCAAUUAUUGAGUGUCAGAAUAAAGCCAUUACGCUGAACAAAGCCUUUUCAGCUUUGGCUAUCUCUUCAGGUCAAAUUGAGCCACCUCCAAAAAAGAUGAAACUGGACUUUCAUAGCAAGAACGAUCUGAAAGAAGAGCUUCAUAAGAGACAUUUGAAGAUUCCACUGGAUGGAGCAAAAACGUUCGUUGCUGUUACCAGCCUUUCACCACUGUUGGCAUUUCACAGCGUACGUUGCACAGUUCUACUACACGCGAAGAAACAAAAACGUGAAAGUGGUAGUUUACAGAAGAGCAAAAAGAUUACUUUACUAUGUGGGAAAAUUCUGUUAAGUCUGGAAGAUAUUUCACAUGGAAAAUAUUCAGUAAAGAUGUUAAGGGAUAAUAGUUACUGUACAGGUGCCCUGGAAGAUAUCCUUGCUGUCCUUGCAGUAUCUGUAAGAUUCUGCUUUCAGAUUGUGUCUUCUGCUUGCACACUGACUCCAGUAAAUUCAUGGUUACAGGGAGAAAUGGAGUGCACACCAUUUAAGGAAUGCCAUGACAAUCUUUUCUGCCAUAAAGCUGGAAAUCUGCAUGGUACAGUUCUCAACUGGACCCUGAAAACUCCGUUUGAAGGAAUUCUAACCUUGUUUUGCAGAAAUCUGACUGUCUUGUUCCAGUGCCUUCAUAGCCUUACUAGAGUUCUCCCACCAAGCAGUGAUAUAAAACUUCUGAGGUCUGGAAGCAAAGAUACACUUACCGACCAGUUAGCGCUGGCUUUGGAAAAAGAAGUGCUCAUCUCAAGGAAUUCUUUCUCGUCAAAAGAAAAUAAGGCUGAAAACAGUUUGACAUGGGGCAAUGAGCCUGGCAAGAAAAUCAGUGAUGCUCCUGUGGCUUCUUUCCUGGACAGUGCGGAAGGAGUUCAGCAGUUCAGAAAGAAGCUUCAGAAUGAUCGAGAAGGGUGUGUGCUAAGUAUGAAUCAAACAAUGAAUGGUGCCCUUUACCAGGAAACCACUUUGAAAAUAGCAAAGGCUCAGCUCCAUUCUGAUAUGAUUGUGUGGAGACUGAGCAAAUCCUAG